AUGGCAAAGUUCCUCGCAUCAGUCAAAGCCAUCAUCACGCGCCUUAUUUUCGGUGCCCACGGACUGCUGGCCAUCUGGCAAUGCGUCACCAGCAAGGCCAAUCAAAUCUGGUGGCUCCUCUCGGCCCCAAUCCUCCUCCUCGUGCUGGAGGCCAUCUUCACGCUGACCAUUAAGAAGAACCAGGAAUGGCGAUGGUUCUGUCCGUCGGUCUUUCUCUACCUCAGCAGUGUCGUGCCAGCUAUUUGGCUGCUGGAGCUGGAGAAGAUGGAGCGGAGACUGAGGCUAAUCGGAGAUGAAAUUCCAAUUCAGGCGCCAAAUUUUAAGCAAUUGGAUAAAAUUCUUGGAACUCAACUCAAAAUUCCAGACAUUAAAGUGGACACAGGGACGUGGAUUACACUCAUUGAGCAAUUCCUAAUGCUUAUCCUUAUCGUGGGACGUUGGAUGUUGCCCAAGGGUGAUUUGACGAGGGAUCAGUUGAGCCAACUUUUGCUGGUUUACAUCGGAACAGCGGCAGAUAUCAUUGAGUUCUUUGACUCCUUCAAGGACAAUACAAUCGCCAAUGAUCGUCUUCUGGUCCUGCUGACACUCGGCAUUUGGUCUUGGAGUCUUCUCCAGUUCACAAUUGUCCUCUCGGCCACCAGAGCAAGGAAACCCCGAGGAUCCGGCGGAACUUCUACGUAUGACCAUGAACUUGGUUGCUGUUGCUGCACUUGUUGCAGUAUCGACGCUUGGGGCAUUGCUCUCAACAUUCUCCUCCAGGACGCGCCCUUCUUGGCAUUCAGGCUGCUCAUCAUCAUCCACUACAAUAUCAUCUCAUACAUGAAUGUCUUCUUCACAUGCAAGAACACUCUGGUGAUCCUCCUCCAGCUGUAUCGAUUGUACGUUGUACACACGGAGAACAGGAAGAUGAAGAGCAGACGGCAGGAGAGACGCAUGAAUGACAUCUACAUAAUUUCAAGUGGCAAACAUGAUGAGGGGAAGAGAAGGAGCCGAAGGAAUGUCGAAAGUGAUGGCAGUGAAAUUGAGGAGAAGCACGAGAGUGAGAAGAGAAGGACUAAAAAUAGACAUGCAUCCGCUGGCAAAAAGGACACCGGCUAUUCCACAGCGAGCUCCCAGACGACACUCACGUCCAAAUCCAAUGAGGAAUCACAUCGUGGCGCGAAGUCGAGUGGCAGGAUAAAGAGAUCCAGCCACAGAAGCAACUUAUCGCCAGCACGGAGCUCCAAAUCGAGGCGAAAGCACACUAUUGACACUGACAAGAAACACCGUCGACGAUGUGAAUCCGCGGAUUACGAGAAGAGUCGCGGCAGGAGGAGACAUCGCCGCGAAGUUGAGCCACUUAAAGAGGAAGACUCCAAAUCCAACGUCAGCGAGGAAUCCAUCCACUUUAAAGUGGUCAACGAGAGGAAGUCGAAGAAAAAGCAAAAGCUCUCAGUGUCGUCAGAGUCCGAAACUUCGGUCACCCAGUGA
Phlebotomus argentipes is the source of this 1470-nucleotide messenger RNA. RefSeq names its product transmembrane protein 26. The record is from RefSeq and is a predicted model, not a curated record. The transcript is spliced from 4 exons. The coding region runs from base 1 to 1470 and encodes 489 amino acids. NCBI's taxonomy places the organism in Eukaryota, Metazoa, Arthropoda, Insecta, Diptera, Psychodidae.